Messenger RNA from Gossypium raimondii (Peruvian cotton), 1503 nucleotides. RefSeq lists its product as uncharacterized. Lineage: Eukaryota; Viridiplantae; Streptophyta; Magnoliopsida; Malvales; Malvaceae. The record is from RefSeq and is a predicted model, not a curated record. The coding region runs from base 252 to 758 and encodes 168 amino acids. The transcript has 2 exons.
UUUCAAAUAAGGCGACAUAAUCAGAAAAACAAAACAAAUGUGAUAGAUUUUUUAUUUACAAAAAAAAUUUAAAGUUCAGUUUCACUUUUUAGUUGUGUUUUCAAUUCAUCCUGUCAUCUUCAAAGUUGCUGAGUUCACACUUUAAUGCACUUUGGUAUUAUAAAGUGGCUCCUGGACAAUCUUUUGUUGAAAUAUUAACUUGGAAAACAGGUUCUCAAAGGGUGACAAUAUCUUAAAAAUACAGAGGAAACAUGGUGCAAAAACUAGAAGCUAUCAAGGGCGGUGGAGGAUCAAUUAAGGUGGGGACUAAGGGAACAAUCAGUUCCCUUAUGACACGGGAACUGGACUCCGUUAAACCGGCACCUAAAACACCGGUGUCUUUCAGACACAAAUCUCAGACAAUUCCUACAUCAGUUGCCUGUGGUUCUCCCACUCCUAAAAGAUUACAGCUAAGGAAAUCUUUGGAUGGAGCAAGCACCAAUGGCAAUGACAACAAUUACAUAAGUUACAAACACCACCAAACUUCCCAGAAGACAAAAAGCUUGUCCAAAAGCACCCACCAGAUUCCAAUGCUUGGUUUUGAGAAUAUAGCUUUAGAUAGAACUCCUAGCAGACAGAAAAGUGACAAAAAAGUAUCUAACAUUGUUGAAGUUGUGGACAUAAAGUGUGGGAAAUAUCCUGAUAGAGCAUGGUCAAACCCUGUAACAAAUCGACUCAAGAAGCUUGGGUUCUCUAAACUUUCCCAAAGCAUUAUCUAGACCUGCAACUUGUUCACAUCAGAUUUCAGGUUCCUAUAACUGAGACCUGAAAUCCCAAGUGACCUGUUGUCUGAAAUUUCCACCAUGGAACAUAUGCUUGGUAUUAGCUUGCUGCUUCCUCUCUUUUUCUUCUUCUGAGUUGGUACAACAGGUCCAACAUUGGAAUGAGGCUUCUUUGAGCUGUCUUUGCUUCUUAAUUCAAGCUGGCUGAAGUACUCAAUCUCUUGCAUCACUAAGGAUCCUACAGUGCCUCUGGUGCCUAUUUCAACAGGAGGAUUUGCAAUUGCAGUAGCCAUUUCAACUGGAACACUUCUGGUACUAGUUCUUGAUCUUUGCAUGCUUUGUUUGAUGGGAUUAAUGAAGGAGGGUUGUAAAUGAGAAGGGAUUGUUGUUGUUGAUGUUGUGUUUAAGAUGAAAUCUCUUUGGGACAGGGCCAUCGGUUGUUUGGACUUAAAACCUAGUAUCUCCAAAUGAGUUCUUUGCCUCAUGUUCUUUAUCUAAAAGUGAAAAAGCAUUUAGAUAUUUGGCUUUGUUUGGAGGAUUAAAUGAUGGGCCUCAUCAUUGUUUUCAUGUGCUGGCGGUUAAAAACAUUUAAGCUUCUAACUUCUUUUCCUUUUAUUUUAAUGUUGUUUGGUGCACAGUAGGGUCAAUUAUUUUUACAGAUACGGUAAUGUAUUUGAUGUAACAUAAACUUACUAUUUUGUUACUAUCCUUUUCAAGUAAAAUAUUUAGUUGAAAUUUGGUA